This is a messenger RNA of Electrophorus electricus (electric eel), 3927 nucleotides long. RefSeq names its product synaptopodin 2b (gene synpo2b). Gene Ontology annotation, cellular component: actin cytoskeleton; Z disc; nucleus. The record is from RefSeq and is a predicted model, not a curated record. Gene Ontology annotation, molecular function: actin binding. Lineage: Eukaryota; Metazoa; Chordata; Actinopteri; Gymnotiformes; Gymnotidae. Gene Ontology annotation, biological process: positive regulation of actin filament bundle assembly.
AUGGAUGACAAAGAGACCUGGUCCAUUUCUGAGCCUGCAGGUUCUUACUGCUCCCAGGAUGAGGCAUACUGUGGGGAAACCAAGAGCGAGCCCCAAGAGGACCAGCAGUCACCCUCUAUUCCAGAUGCCCGCCUUGACCGGAAGCUUCAGUAUGAUCCAUCCCCAUGGGACCCUGAGUCCUCACUCUCUGAAUGCUCCCAGGGGGAUGAUCACCCAGGGCCACCACCAUAACCAUGCUCCCUUUCAUGUCCGUGGUAUGAUGGCCAUUUCUGUACUGAAGACCAGGGCUCAGGGAUUCUCAGGGCUCUUGCCCCUGAUAGCGUUGCCCAGAAUCCCACGUGGCAUGGGUCCCUUGCUUCCGGCUCCUCCAGGCCCAACCAGGCUAUGACCUCGCUGUGACCAAGGAAUCAGUCAACUUAGGAAUGUUCAGAUUCCCUGGAAUCAGAAGAGGAGGGGAAGGAGGAAGGUGAAGGAGACGUGGAGGGAGGAGAAGAGACAGCACCUCCUGCGCUGCAUGUCUUGGGUGGAAUUGGAACCCAGGGUGCUGAGCAGGCAGAGCAGUGGGACCCUGUUUCCCUCAACAGACUCAGCAGAGCCAGGAGACACGGAGCAAGACAAGCAUGCCUAAGAUGCAGUGAGGGGCAGUCAGAAAAGCACCUGAAGGAGGUUCAAUCGAAAUGUAAAUGCAUCGCUCUGCUCCUGACUGCUGCACCAAACCCUGAAAGUAAGGGGGUAUUGAUAUUCAGGAAGCGUCGACAAAGGGCCAGAAAAUUUAUGCUCGUGAGCUACGGCACAGGAAAGCCUAUAGACAAUAGUUUUAAGGACGAAUACAGAUUUGACAGAGACAGCUUAGACCAGAACUUCAGAUUUUCCUCUGCAACAACAAGUGGAUCUGAGCUUGAAGAAGAUUCCAGUUGUGAGGCUGAAAGCCGAGGCACUGCUUUGAACAUCACUUACAACUUCAAUCCACUAGCUGGGGGAGUAUCAAUAAAUCAUAGCUGGAAGGCAAUGGAGCAGCUUCCACAGACGAAAGGCAAGGGAGUCUUGAUGUUUGCCAAAAGGCGCCAGCGGAUUGAUGAAAUUGCUGCAGAACACGAGGAAAUGAGACGGAAGGGCAUACCAGUGGAAGCAUUUGCAGAAGAUGAGGUCAUUGUCCCCUCAAUGCCUGUUACACAAAAGGAAACUGCUCUUGUCAAGCAAGAUGUUCAAGUCAAGCAGCAACUACAAUAUCAGGAACAGCAAUAUCAACUACAGCAUGACUACCACCCAAACACUGGUGUAAAUGGUCUAGAUCCAUCUUCAAUGUCCAAAUCCCUUGUGCCUAACAGAACUGCCAAGCCAUUUUUGGGUGGUCUUAAUCAAGCACCAAAACAAUUUUCCUCUGUUAAAGGUGUCCCAAGCCCAACAUUGAAAAAACCUGAAAACAUCUUCAAAGUUCCCAUUCCAGUGAACACAAGCCCCCAGGUCUGGUCACCCACAGGGGAUAUAAUUGCCUCUCGUGAUGAACGUAUUGUAGUACCAGCUAUUAAAACUGGAAUUCUGCCAGAAAUAAAAAGGAGAGGGACAAACAAAUCAGAUUCCAGAGAAUUUCAAGAGGAAGACCACCUCAGUCUUGGUGCAGAGGCCUGCAACUUCAUGCAAGUUCCAACAGUAAGGCAAAAAAACCCUCCACCUGUCCUUCCCAAGCCUGCCAUCAACCCAGCUUGCCCGCCAUGGUCUACAGAGGGCCAUACCCCUCGCAGUCCCCUUACACCAUCAAGUCCUGCUCCUGUUCAAGUGUACUCAACUCUGGCACAGAAAAACCAGGCUUUACACAAACCUCAGCCUCAGCCCUGUAACAAAUCCUGGGUUCCAUCACCAACCCAACGAGUGCCACAGCAGCAUAUGUCUGGCUGGCUGCCACCCAGUCAAUCAACUUCAAAUCAGGCUACUUGGCCUUCAGAACCACAGCAAGCACCAAUGAGUAUCCAGUCCCCAACUGUAUGCCAUGCAGCCCCCCCUCAGUCAAAGGUCCCCUGGGCAAAGCCCCAAUAUCAGGCCAAUUCUGUGGCUUCCUGCCCACCCCAUCGUGGGAGUUCUUACUUCCACCCAUCCAACACUCCAUCAGCUUCUUCAAGGGGGCAUGCCUCAGAAACAGGGUUCUCAGAUAGGCCAACCUUUAAGGGAAAAGGUGCAGAGCUAUUUGCCAGGCGACAGACUCGCAUGGAGAAAUUUGUAGUAGACACAGAGACUGUGCAGGCCAACAAGGCUAGACCCCCCUCACCCACACUGUCCAUGCCAAGCGCCUGGAAAUAUUCUCCUAAUAUCCGGGCUCCUCCUCCAGUGUCUUACAACCCAAUUGUAUCCCCUUUCUACCCUCUAGCAGCACAGAAGCAGUCCCCUAAUGCAACUAGCCCAAAAUCAAAGUCUGAAACAAGCAAAGAGCAACCCAAGCCAAAAGCUAAACACCUCAGUGUUGUAGAUGUCAUGAAACAUCAGCCUUAUCAGCUGAACUCCUCACUCUUCACCUACAACUUCAGCCCAGAAAUGAAGCCUGCAAGCCCUAAAGCAUCUCCUGUUCCUCCUCCAAAGUUCAAACAAAUCCCCAUCCAUACUCCUACCCAUCUGCAAGCUCCAUCCUCUGGCCAUUUCCCAUCUCCUACCCUGCCUCCGUCCUCUGCCAUAUCUUCUGAAAGUGCCCAGCUAUUUAAACAAGAUGCUCCUGCAACACCUGGAGGACCGGUAUACAGCAGGAGCCACUCCAUGUCUCUGCCCCGGGGACACUCCUCUGUGUCCAGUCCAAGUUUCCAUUCCACACGCGGAACACUGAACAGGCAGAUGUCCGGGGUGGAGCGGCUGCAAAAGCCCUUCUCUCCAUGGGAAGCAACUGUUCAGAGCCCCCUAGGCCUAGUUGAUGAGGUUUUCGGAACAGCGCACAGGAAGUCGCUACCAGAGUCAUCAUUGGACUGGAAGCGACAGGUAUCCAAUAACCCUACCGGGCGACCAAUAGCUGAAAUAGCAGUGGGCAUCCCAUCAUUCAGCAAGGCCUUCUCCCCCGCCUCAGGAAAAACAAUCCCAUAUGGGCCGCCUUUCAGACCAGCCCAGCCUCUUCCAGGUGACAGGUACACUGGAACAAGUUCUUUGCCUAGAAACUUUUCUCCUCACUCCAACAUGCAAAUGUAUAGAGUCAGCUGGAAACAGAAGUGACCUGUAGCACUGACUGUUAUGAUCCACCUCACAGUUUUCUCACAGCUCACAUAGAUCGUUAGAAACAGUAACAUGAAUUAUAGUUGUUCAGUUUAAUGAUCGAAAUACCUGCUUCAGCAAUAUUAAAUGGAUAUUUUCAUGAAAGCUAUACUUAGAAAGUAGGGUAUGAGUAUAGACGUGUGUAGCACCUUUACCCCAACAAAUUUGGGAUAACAUGCCAGUGUAGCAAAUGUGACAUAAGUUAUGGGUACUUGCAUGUUUCUUAUGAGCUGAAAAAAGGUAAUGAUGAAACACAUUGUUUGUAGAAUGUAUUUUAUUAUACUUAAGGUACAUUUAGUACUUGGGUUGAAUGACAUUUGUGAAUAGUUGCUGUAACUAAAAUAAAAAAGCAUUGCAUUUAAUGACAACCUGAAGUUUAUAGACAGUAAAUCUAGAUUUUUUACAAUACACAUUUAAUCAUUUGGAAUCAGUUUCAGUGCAUACGUUUGAGUUUUUUUUAUAUCUGGUGAUGAUGGUCUCCAAGUGUGCUUUUGUUUUGUAAUUUUUCCUCAUGUUGUAACUUCAUGGUAAUAGGAAGAGUAAUAGGAAUGACAUCAGUGCAGCAACAGUUGUUCCCAUAGUUGAUUGUUGUUGAUCUGCACGGAACAUGCAUGUUGACGCGACAGAACGCACAGCAGACUUCUUAUAAUGUGUGAUGUCUAUUCAGUCAUGGGCUUGUUCACUGGCAAUCACUUUUAAUGU